Molecule: messenger RNA, 1827 nt
Organism: Juglans microcarpa x Juglans regia
Lineage: Eukaryota; Viridiplantae; Streptophyta; Magnoliopsida; Fagales; Juglandaceae
Product: protein OCTOPUS-like
Exons: 1
Coding region: 136-1728 (530 amino acids)
Source: RefSeq, a predicted model, not a curated record
ACUAGUCCCUGUCAGUUCCACUCCCCUACCUAUUCUCUCUCUCUCUCUCUCUCUCUCUCUCUUCUCUCUCUCUCUCUCUCUCUCUAUAUAUAUAUAUGCAAUGCACCGACUCCCCGCCGCUCUACUCCCCCGGCCAUGACCUCCGAACCCAGAAGCCGCCUCUCCAGCUGCCACCGCCAUCCCAGCAGACCCGUCACCGGUUUCUGCGCCUCAUGCCUCCGCGAGCGCUUCGCUUCCAUCCAUCCCGCCCCGCUCCUGGAGAUCCCCGCCUCCGCUGUGCUCCGCCGCAGAAAAUCUUUCUCCGCCAAGGACUCUUCCGCCGUCGCGGUGGCAUCCGAGCUGCCGAGCCGGAGGUCCUGCGAAGUUAGGACUCGGAGCACGCUGUGGGACCUUUUCAAUCUUGAUGACGAGCGCAAGGCCCUGAUUGGGAGGUUUGAGGUGGGAUUAGGGGACCUCGGAUUUGGACCGAGGGAAGAGGACGAAAAUGUGAAUGAUUGUGGAGGAGAAAUUAGGGCUACGGAGAAGGUUCUUGCUGAUAUCGGCAAUGGACUAGAGAAUGAGAUUGUGGAGGCAGGGAUGGAGCUUAAGACGAUGAAAGAGUUAAUAGAUCUCGAAUGGCGGAGCAAGAAGAGUGGAGUAAGGGAUUUCAAGGACAUUGCCGGGAGUUUCUGGGAGGCGGCUUCAGUGUUCAGCAAGAAAUUGAGGAAACGGUGGCAAAAGCAGAAGAUAAAGAAGCACAAUGCUGUUAGUAGUCGUAGUUUUGUGGAGGUUGAGAAGCGGAGCGGGAGGCGGUGGUGGGAGACCCAAUCAGAGAUUGGCGAGUACGGAGUGGGGAGUAGGUCUUGCGAUACGGACCCGAGGUUAUCGGUCGAUGUGGAGCGGUAUUCGUUCGAUGAGCCGAGGGCUUCUUGGGACGGGUGUUUGAUAGGAAAGGCAUAUCCGAGGCUUACACCAAUGGUAGCCUUGGAAAAGAAAAUGAAUUUGGGGAAUGAAGAAGAGCAGAGGAGUCCCGGUGGUUCAGCUCAGACGAAGGAUUACUAUUCAGAAACUCCGUGUUCGCAGAGGUGGAGGAGCUUUGAUCGUUCCAAUUCGCAUAGGAAAGGGAUGGUAUCGGAGUUUGAUGACCUGAAAUUGGUAUCCAAUGCAAAUGCUAAAGAGUCUCCAGUGAGUACGUAUUUAUUCUACGGGGCGAAGUUGGGCAUUGCAGAGGAAGCUGAUGCAAGGAAUGGAAACCCGAAAUGUGCGAAAAAUGAUGAUUUGGGGAGUAUCGAGUCUGUUCCGAAAGAUGCUGCUGCGGCUGUGGCAGGUGCGACUUGUAAGAAGGGUUUGAAGAAGUUGAGUAAGUGGCCCAAAAUACGGAAUAUUUUCGGAUUGAUACAGAGGCAGAGGCGAAGCCAACCUAAAUGUGGUAAUGAAGAAGAAAAGUACGAUGAAGGAAAUGUGGCUGAUCAGCCAUUUGGGGAGUCUUGGCAGAAGCUGAGGCGGGUGGCCAUUGCAAGAGCAAAUGUGUCUGUGAGCCAGAAGCUUAUCCGCAGCUAUACCGUUAACUGUAGGAACUCCUACAGAGUGGCGGGAUUGCAGCAGAACAGGACCGCAAGAUAUUCGUCAAACAACCUUGAUAACGGCCUGUUGAGGUUCUCUUUGACACCGUUGAGGAGCUAUAGGAGAAGUAAAUCUGGAAGGGGUAAGCUAAAGAACACGCAUUCAAAAGCCAGGACCCUCUUGUAAAGGUGCAUUCAUCUGCUCUUGAAAGACAUUAACUUAUUGUAAAAAGACAUAUAAACGUGUUUGUUCUUGUUCAUGGAAUAAAUGCCCAUUACAUUGCUA